Oncorhynchus nerka (sockeye salmon) is the source of this 3889-nucleotide messenger RNA. RefSeq names its product F-box and WD repeat domain containing 10 (gene fbxw10). The coding region runs from base 41 to 3565 and encodes 1174 amino acids. The record is from RefSeq and is a predicted model, not a curated record. The transcript is spliced from 15 exons. NCBI's taxonomy places the organism in Eukaryota, Metazoa, Chordata, Actinopteri, Salmoniformes, Salmonidae. Gene Ontology annotation, molecular function: protein binding.
UAAAGAUUUUGAAUUAAACUACGCUUAAUAAACCAACGCAAUGAAACGCUUUGGAUCAAAAGAACAGUGUGGAUAUAGAGUCGACACAAUAGACAGGCUUUGUUGCAAGAAGGAAGAUGCAGAUUUCAACAUCUGUGGAAAUUGCCAAUCUUGCAUCUUCACUUCCAAGCUCCACGAUUCGACCCAGUGGAUGUCGCGCGCAGGGUACUCGUCCAAAAGGAGAUUCCUUACUGGCAUUCUCGUGCGGUGCCAAAGUGUCGAAAUUCUCGAAACCAUCCAAAGAGUACUGCAAGUGACAUUUGGGAAAGAUUUCACCUAUACCAGGUCACGACAGAAGUCAAGUGUUUCAGAAGAUAUGACCACUUGGAGCCAGGACCGAGCGCUUGACACCAAACUUCUUGGGAUAGAGAUGGUUGACACUUGGGACUGGUUCAGUCGCAGCCACCACUGGACAAAAUCCAACUAUCUUUUAGGAAUUCUUUCCCUAUGCGAUACAGGGCUUCUUCACAUGCUUGGAAACUUGACAAGUGUGCUUAUAGUUAGAGCAAAACGGGCCUUCCUCCAACUUAACGUGCUGGAGGAUGAGGACCAUGAGGAUGACACCUCGUCUAUCCCAGAAUCCACCUACUCUUUCAACUCGCAGGAGGGUCAUCCAGACCUGGACCUCCUCAUCUGGGCCAGCUCCUUCUAUGACCCUGUCAACAUGCAUCAUGAAACUGACAUCAACACCAUCGAUGGAGGCCAGGAGACAUGCCAUGAUCCAGAGCUCUCCAAUAGCUGCCAACUCCAUGUAGCUCCAUGGGUGGUGGUGGGUGCCAGCCCUACCUCUGAAGGCCUGCAGGGCUUUGGCAGUGUGUGUCUGGGGGUGGUGAAGGAGGAUAGUGACACAGACUCCACCUGUUCAGACGACCCUGCUCUGAUGGUGGUCCCUCGGUCCUCCACCUCUCUGUCUGGGGUCCGCCGAUACAGAGACUUCAUCCGGGGUCUCCCUGUCCAUCUUGCCAAGAGGAUUUUAGGUCUUCUAGACAAGACCUCUCUGUACAGCUGCAGGGAUGUCUCCCAACACUGGCGCUACCUGACGGAAGACACUCAGGAGGACCUUAAUGCCAAGAAGAUGGUGGAGAAACAAGCUACGUUGAUGCAGAGCAACAAUACAGGUGUCAGCCCUACAUAUGCCAAAGUCCGCAAGGUCCUAGUGCCCAUCAGGGAGGAUGAGAAGCACAUGCACCACGUAGAAAUCUUCUCCAAAAUCAGACAGGAGAGGGGCUUUGAGGCCAUCUAUGCUGGCGUUAGAACCCGAGCCAUACAGAUGGAAGAGAGGAAUGUCUACUGUGGAGUGUACAAUGUUCUGGUGCUGCUGGACAGGGAAGACCCCUCCAGGGUGGUGCACUACAGUGGAGGUCAGCUGGUGGCCGUGGGCUCCAAGGACCGCGUGGUGCGUCUGCUGGAUGUGCUGACACUGAAGGAGGUGUCCCCGGUGAUCCAGGGCCACGCCGGCUCCAUCAGGGCCCUGCUGCUCUGUGAGGAGAGAGGACUGGUCAUUAGCGCCAGCUACGACCUCAGCAUCAGGUGUUGGAAUCUGAAAACAGGCGUAUGCCUAAUGCUCUUCCGUGGCCACUUGGGUACCAUCAACUGCCUGGACCUGCAUGGGAAUUGUCUAGUCUCAGGGGCCAAUGAUUGCAAAGUCAAAGUGUGGAACCUGCAGACAGGGCAUUGCUAUGAGAAGCUGAAGUUCAGGCACCACAACCCCAUCCUGUGUGUGAAGAUAGACAAGGCUCUAGUGAUGAGCAGCUGUGACAAAGGGCUGGUCAAAAUGUGGGGUAUGGAGACCGCCUCACUCCUCAAGGUAAUCGAUGCCCACCAGAGCUCUGUAAAGUGUCUGUUCUUCGACCAGUGGCACAUCCUGUCAGGUGGUUCUGAUGGACAGGUCAUGGCCUGGAGCACCAACUGUGACAUAAAGAAGAACCUGAUGACCUAUCGCCAUCCAAAGGAGGUCCUGGCGCUGAUCUACCUCUUUCUGCGUGUCAUUACCGGCUGUGGGGACGGGAAGAUCCGCAUCUUCAACUUCCUGACAGGGGACUGCCUGAGAGUCAUCAAGGCAGGGGGUCAACACAGCCCUAUCCAGUCCCUGCACACACACAGCAACAAUAUGGUGGUGAACACAGGGACCAGUGUUCUGAUCUACCAGUUCACCAGGGUGCGCUGGGACUACUCCGUGCUGGCCGAGAGGGAGUUCUUUAACGAGUUCAGGGGUACUCUUAAAAGCAUGCUCAAUAAAGACAAGUACCCCUACUCCUACGUGCGGGCUGAGCGCAUGACACAGGUGGGCUCGUCCAAUCGUAAGAUCUACGACCGUGAGGGCAAGAAGCCGGAGAGGCCCGCGCUGUCCCACCACGCACGCUCUCUGUCAGCCCCCAGCAUGCGCCGAGCACAGGCUGCGCAGCAGGAGUCUAUGAGGCCGGCCACGUGGAGUGAGCUUCAGGGCCACCGUAGGAGCCAGGCCUACAUUGACCUGCAGCCAGAGUUCAUCACCAAGCCCCCCUCGGCCAUCUCUCCUGGAAGACCAGUCAGCGGACACAGCCAGGGCUCCCAAAGCAGGGCCAGUCACACGCCCAGGAGCGAAACCACUGGCUCAGCCAGGGAGCUGUCUGUAACGACUAAGUGGGUGCUGACACGCAGCGAGAAAGCAGUGAAAGACCGAGUGAAGAAGAGGGGCCCCCAUCGGCCCAUCACCCCUCAGCAUGUCCUCCUCAAGGUCAACUCCACCCACCAGCCGCAGGGAAGCGACCAAGCCGGGGCCAACAUGAACCUCAACGCCCAGGUACGAGACGCCUGGGGCUCCCCUCCACCUCUACCUGUCCAGGGGAUGGAUCCAGAGCCCCACGCCUCACCAUUCCCACCUACAACCCCAAAACAGAGCCCCCAGAGUCAGUCACAGAAGGCCCCAGCAGGACCCAGCCACCAGGUCUUGCAACAUGGCAUGACCAAGACUUACGUCCCCCUUAUGACCCGCACUCUGGAUCUCAACCUGAGGCAAUCCCUCGACAGCCGUGAAAUCUGUUCCAGCAGUCCCUCCCCAGCUGUGAUGCGGCCUCACACCAGCCACGCAGCUUCCACCCAGCGCACACCAUGCCCCAAGUCAGAGAAGAAGAGGCCCCAGACCUCCUGUGGUAUUGCGGUGCGUAAGGUGGGGGCAUUCACUACCACUGCCCAGUCGAAUGUCCAGGCCCCGCAGCGCAUGUUCAUGAAGGUGAGCAGCAAGCGGCCAGGACGCCACGUGAACUUUGAGAUGCCCAAUAAGACCAUUAGCCAGUACAACCCUCUAGACCCAUUCAGGGAGCGUGGGGCCUUCAGGCUCCACACAGACACCCAGCUGGAGGAGUACUUCAGGGUCCAGAACCACCAACUGAAUCAGCAGGGGGAGGGAUGCUAUAGGACCAGGGAGGACCAGGACAGACAGAGGAAGGGGGUCUGGAAGAGGAAGGUCAAAGGUGUCCCUGCCUUAGACUUCCCCAAGCAGGACCAGGUGUAUGCCCCCGAGCUGGGCCAUGAGAUCUACAUCUGAGAUUGUCUGAGAAUCAGCUGGACAGGUGUUUGACUGGCUAAACCCAAUACACACAUGGAGCUUUUUGAACUGUGUGACCAUGCCAGGGCAAGAAUAGAGCCCAGGGCUCUUUGCAUGUAUGAUUCUCCCCCUCUUGGUUUGUUGAUCCUGGACCUUCUAUGCAAGAGUUAUUUUUAAAGAGACUAUGUGCACCACUAUUUGUGUAUCAUGUAAAUAUAUAGAUGCAUUUCUGUACUCCCACCAAUCCAUAUAUUAUUUUUGUAAUCUGAUGAGUAGAUAGCAGAUUAUUUUCUUUAUCUGGUCUAAUGAAUGAUUUUUACUUCA